AUGAUAUUCAUCAAUACUCGACCCGUCGAUGAGAAUGCUCAAUGUGAACGAAGGCCGUCGAAAGCGCCCAGUCAUUCGGGUCAUGGUCAUCCACACGGAGAUGGUGCAGCUCAUGUACUCAGACUCUCCCUAUCGCUGAUCCUGUUCUACCUUCUCGUCUCCAUCUUCCCAGCAAUCCUCUUUUAUCCAGUUUCCCUAUUGAGCAUGUUCGUUCCAACGCUUGCUCUUUUCUUCGCGUUAUGCUCAAUUCGAGGCGACUAUCAAAGUACGCAAUGGCCCAUUCUCUUCAUUGCUCUCAUCGGAAUUCUGCUCAAAAUCGCUGCCAUUGUCGUUUAUAUCUCCUUGUUUCCUUUGAAAGACUACUCAAGAAAACCGGGACGCGGACCUCAGAGAACAGAAGCCGAGAUGAAGCACUAUCGUACAGUAUUCUACAUCAUUCUGGCUACGGUGGAAUUCUUCAUUUUGAUAAUUGGAAUUUGUCUGAAGUGGCAGUUGGUUACUCUUCAUCAGAGAGAACAAAUUCAGAAGAGAAGAUCCACAUUGGUUUCCAACCGACCUCUUAUGGAAGGCGAAUCUGCUGCAAGUGUUAGUGGCCCAAGAAGAUCUCUUCAAGUUUGA
Messenger RNA from Caenorhabditis briggsae, 618 nucleotides. The transcript is spliced from 4 exons. NCBI's taxonomy places the organism in Eukaryota, Metazoa, Nematoda, Chromadorea, Rhabditida, Rhabditidae. The coding region runs from base 1 to 618 and encodes 205 amino acids. The record is from RefSeq and is a predicted model, not a curated record.